AUGCCGACUGUCAUUAGCGCAACUGUGGCCCCACGCACGGGGGCUGAGCCUAGGUCCCCAGGGCCAGUUCCCCACCCAGCCCAAGGCAAGACCACCGAGACCGGGGGUGGACACCCAGGUGGCAUCUAUUCAGCCAUCAUCAGCCGCAAUUUUCCCAUUAUUGGAGUGAAGGAGAAGACGUAUGAGCAGCUUCACAAGAAAUGUUUAGAAAAGAAAGUUCUUUAUCUGGAUCCUGAAUUCCCACCGGAUGAGACCUCUCUCUUUUAUAGCCAGAAGUUCCCCAUCCAGUUCAUCUGGAAAAGACCUCCGGAAAUUUGUGAGAAUCCUCGAUUUAUCAUUGGUGGAGCCAAUAGGACUGACAUCUGUCAAGGAGAUCUAGGGGACUGCUGGUUUCUCGCAGCCAUUGCCUGCCUGACCCUGAAUGAGCGGCUGCUUUUCCGAGUCAUACCUCAUGAUCAAAGCUUCACCGAGAACUACGCGGGGAUCUUUCACUUUCAGUUUUGGCGCUACGGCGACUGGGUGGACGUGGUUAUUGAUGACUGUCUGCCGACAUACAACAAUCAACUGGUUUUCACCAAGUCCAACCACCGCAAUGAGUUUUGGAGUGCUCUGCUGGAAAAGGCUUAUGCUAAGCUCCACGGUUCCUAUGAAGCCCUGAAAGGUGGGAACACUACAGAGGCCAUGGAGGACUUCACAGGAGGGGUGACAGAGUUUUUUGAGAUCAAGGACGCUCCCAGAGAUAUGUACAAGAUCAUGAGAAAAGCUAUUGAGAGAGGCUCGCUCAUGGGCUGCUCCAUCGAUGACGGCACGAACAUGACCUAUGGGACCUCUCCUUCUGGUCUGAACAUGGGGGAGUUAAUUGCACGGAUGGUGAGGAAUAUGGAUAACUCACUACUGAGGGACUCAGACCUCGACCCCAGAGGCUCAGAUGACAGACCAUCACGGACCAUUGUUCCGGUUCAGUACGAGACAAGAAUGGCCUGUGGGCUGGUCAAAGGUCAUGCCUACUCUGUCACUGGGCUGGAGGAGGCUCUGUUCAAAGGCGAGAAAGUGAAGCUCGUGCGGCUGCGGAAUCCCUGGGGCCAGGUGGAGUGGAACGGCUCAUGGAGCGAUGGUUGGAAGGACUGGAGCUUUGUGGACAAAGACGAGAAAGCCCGUCUGCAACACCAGGUCACUGAGGAUGGGGAGUUCUGGAUGUCAUAUGACGAUUUCAUCUACCAUUUCACAAAGCUGGAGAUCUGCAACCUCACAGCAGACGCCCUGGAGUCUGACAAGCUGCAGACCUGGACGGUGUCUGUGAACGAGGGCCGCUGGGUGAGGGGCUGCUCAGCUGGAGGCUGCCGCAACUUCCCAGACACUUUCUGGACCAACCCACAGUACCGUCUGAAGCUCCUAGAGGAAGAUGAUGACCCGGAUGACUCUGAGGUGAUAUGUAGCUUCCUGGUGGCCCUGAUGCAGAAGAACCGGCGCAAGGACCGGAAGCUGGGGGCCAACCUCUUCACCAUUGGCUUCGCAAUCUACGAGGUUCCCAAAGAGAUGCAUGGGAACAAACAGCACCUACAAAAGGACUUUUUCCUGUACAACGCCUCUAAGGCCAGGAGCAAAACCUACAUCAACAUGCGAGAGGUGUCUCAGCGCUUCCGCCUGCCUCCCAGUGAAUAUGUCAUUGUGCCCUCUACCUACGAGCCCCACCAGGAGGGGGAAUUCAUCCUCCGGGUCUUCUCUGAAAAGAGGAAUCUUUCUGAAGAAGCUGAAAAUACAAUCUCUGUGGAUCGGCCAGUGAAAAAGAAAAAAACCAAGCCCAUCAUCUUCGUUUCAGACAGAGCAAACAGCAACAAGGAGCUGGGUGUGGACCAGGAGACAGAGGGCAAAGACAAAACAAGCCCCGAUAAGCAAGAGAAAUCCCCGAAGCCCCAUCCUGGCAACAUGGACCAGGAAAGUGAGGAACAGCAGCAAUUCCGAAACAUUUUUAAGCAGAUAGCAGGCGAUGAUAUGGAAAUCUGUGCGGAUGAACUCAAGAAUGUCCUUAACACUGUGGUGAACAAGCACAAGGACCUGAAGACACAAGGGUUCACCCUGGAGUCUUGCCGGAGCAUGAUUGCUCUCAUGGAUACAGAUGGCUCUGGAAGGCUGAACCUGCAAGAGUUCCAUCACCUCUGGAAGAAGAUCAAGUCCUGGCAGAAAAUCUUCAAGCACUAUGACACAGACCAUUCUGGCACCAUCAACAGUUACGAGAUGCGAAAUGCAGUCAAUGACGCAGGGUUCCACCUCAACAGCCAGCUCUACGACAUCAUCACCAUGCGGUACGCAGACAAGCACAUGAACAUUGACUUUGACAGCUUCAUCUGCUGCUUUGUCAGGAUGGAGGGCAUGUUCAGAGCUUUUAAUGCAUUUGACAAGGAUGGAGAUGGUAUCAUCAAACUCAACGUUCUAGAGUGGCUGCAGCUCACCAUGUAUGCUUGAACCAGGCUGGCCUCAAGCAGGAUCACUCAGGAUUCCAACUUUACAACAGAGCUAGAGCCAUUUACUUCAAAAAGCCCAGAAGCUACACGCCCAUCAGGCCCCAGGUGCUGCCCGGUCUCGUUCCUUCUCCCAUUUGCCCAUGAUGUCUUGAUGCCUAAUCCCAUGCUUGGGAGAAAGAACUCUGUUCCUUUGCCCCACCAAGGCAAGAGUCGGCCUCAGCUCUAAGCAACGCCCCAGGCUGCGCUGGGCUGUCUGCAGAAGCACGUACCACAGGCACUUGGUGUGGGCUCAGCGCUUGCUUUAUGUUCUUGCACACGGACAGCAACCAAACCUGAACUUGGUUCUGCCUGUUUUAGGAUGGGUCAGCUCUGGGGUAAACUGGGUG
Messenger RNA from Jaculus jaculus (lesser Egyptian jerboa), 2848 nucleotides. RefSeq names its product calpain 3 (gene Capn3). The transcript is spliced from 24 exons. The record is from RefSeq and is a predicted model, not a curated record. Lineage: Eukaryota; Metazoa; Chordata; Mammalia; Rodentia; Dipodidae. Gene Ontology annotation, molecular function: calcium-dependent cysteine-type endopeptidase activity; calcium ion binding. Gene Ontology annotation, biological process: negative regulation of apoptotic process; proteolysis. Gene Ontology annotation, cellular component: cytoplasm. The coding region runs from base 1 to 2463 and encodes 820 amino acids.